Molecule: messenger RNA, 2620 nt
Organism: Gryllus bimaculatus (two-spotted cricket)
Lineage: Eukaryota; Metazoa; Arthropoda; Insecta; Orthoptera; Gryllidae
Source: the annotation of a GenBank genome assembly
CGGCAUCGACCACUGUUUACACAGCCGAUUAUGAAGAACAGAAUUAUGUAUCUGGGCAAUUUACUUGCAUAACAGGCGAUGCGUAUUACCAAUGUGACAAUAUAAAACGCGAAUUCGUUCCUCAUCAGUCAUUCGAUAGUAUUGGUCUUGAUUUAUCAAGUAUGUUGCUUAUCGAAUGGUCUCAUUGGCAUACGAUAUCUGUAUAGACAUGCUUGUAUUCAGUGCAUGCGGAGUGCACGAGUUCAAUCGGUCAGUCGAAGUGGACAUUUGGUAACUGUAGAGAGAUACCCGCACAGCAGGGACGGGAGAGCGGGCGGACACGGGCGAGGCCGUCUGUGGGUGGUAGCGGCUGACGUACGGUGCGUGACUAUGACCAGCAGAAACGGAGGGAGAACCGGGGAGAACAUCGAAACAGCUGACCGAAGACGAUGGGCGAAAGAAGACUUGCUAGAUGGUAUUUCGGAGGUCUCGCUUCGGCCGGUGCGGCUUGCUGCACGCACCCGUUAGAUUUGUUGAAGGUUCAUUUACAAACUCAGCAGGAAGGGAGGUUGUCGAUUUUAAAACUUACUGUGAAUAUUGUGAAGCAGCAAGGUAUUUUAGCCCUUUACAAUGGGCUUUCUGCGUCAUUAGUCCGGCAACUAACAUAUUCUACCACAAGAUUUGGAAUUUAUGAGAUAGCUAAGCAAUCAAUUGCACCAUCUGGAGAUUCCAUUCCUUUCUAUCAACGUGUUGGGUUGGCUGCUGUAGCUGGAGCUGCAGGUGGAUUUGUUGGGACCCCUGGUGAUUUAGUUAAUGUUCGGAUGCAAAAUGAUAUCAAACUUUCACCUGAAUUAAGAAGAAAUUAUAAACAUGCUCUUGAUGGUUUAAUACGUGUAUAUCAAGAAGAAGGGUUACGUCGAUUAUUCUCAGGUGCCUCUACGGCUACAGGAAGAGCUGUACUUAUGACUAUUGGCCAAUUAUCCUUUUAUGACCAAGGGGCAGUUGCAACAACUCUAACUCAACCUUUGGAUGUUUUGAAAACAAGAGCAAUGAAUGCCAAACCAGGAGAGUUUCGUGGCUUGUGGCAUUUAACCACUUACACUGCCAAACUUGGACCUUUGGGAUUCUUCAAAGGAUAUGUACCUGCUUUUGUACGGCUUGGACCUCACACCAUCCUGACGUUUGUGUUCCUCGAACAGUUAAGAAAAAACUUUGGAAUUGUUUCAUCUUAAUAGAAGUUCUAUUGCUUGAAUUGGUCUACAUAGUUCAGGAGAAAAUGUGUUGUAGUGGUAUAUAUAGUGGUAAUGUGGAGCAGUAGUAAUAAUUCUUAUGCUUAAGAAUGUGUUUCUAAUCAAUAUGCAUAGAUGCAUGGGUAUGGUGAUUUAAAGUAUUUAUAGAAGCGAUAAUCAGUGUACUGUAAUGCAUAUCAAUUUUUUUUAAUGGAAGAAGAAUAUAAUUUACAGAUGUUCCAUCUAAAACUGGAAAGUAAAAAAAAAAAAAAAAUUGCAAGUGAGAGAACUAAUGUUGUAGAUGAAUGAUAAUUGUGUGCAGCAUGUCAGGUCUUGCUUUUGUUUUUAAUUGUGCACUCCUAACUUGGUGUGUUGCAAAUUUGACAACUUAAUUCUCUAGUAUUACUUUUAUAAAUAUUGAAAUUUAAUAUUGCAUGGCCAGUUGAAUUUUAGAUUGUUAGAUUUGAAACUUUUACAAACUUUGCAACCAUUAAUCAGCAACAUAAGUAAUUUUUAAUGAGAUGAUUUGUACCUUGUUCAAGGGACCACAAUAUGACAAAAGAUGUUUUAUUCUUUGCUGGGCAAACAAUGACUUUUUUUUUUGAGGCCCAUUAUUCAAGCUACAGGAGGUAUGGAUCUCAAAACUACUUGAGUUAAUAUCCUCUGAAAUAUUGUAUUACUUAUUGCUGAUGACUUAUGCAAAUGUUUUUUACCUGUUGAUCUUUAAGCACCAGUAACAAGUAUUGCAUGAGGUUGAUUUUAUACAUUUAGGAAAAGUGACUGGAAAAUACAAUGUUGAAUGGGUUGUAAGUCUCAUAGUCAUGAAUGGUUGCAAGGUAAUUAAACAGUUUCUUGAAAAACAUUAUUUUAAUGUAGAAUGAAUACUCUAAAGAUCAAGGUUGUGGAUUAUGUGUUCUCUGAAGCUCAGUUGUAGAUUCGAUUUCUACCUUUUGACGGUAUAUAUGCAUCUGGAGCUGCAGUACUAUUUAUCUAUAUUUUGAAAUAUGCAAUUUACACGAAACAAUAAAACUACUUCUAUACAAAACUAGAGACCAAUUCUCCAUGCUAAGUAUUGUGACAAUCUUCCAUUUGUCAGGCAACACAAGAUGUUCUGCAUUUUCACUUUGCACUUCAAAUGCCAAAGAUCUGCGUAUCAUCAAUUGAGUGAUGUAUCAAAACAGAUAUGUUAAGAAUUGUUGCAUUUAUUUUAUGUAGUCUUAUAGAACUUUUAAAAAUUGUUGUAUUUUGAAAUGUAUUUUACAUAAUUUUGUUGAAAUAUGAAAGAUUAUGUGUGCUGUUGUACGUUAAUAACAAUAUAUGUAUAUAUUUAAAGAAUAAAUGGUAUUGAUUUUCCCAAAAAGUGUAGAAAUAUAUAACGUCAAUUUUCAAAACAACUUAUAUUUACAGUAACA